AUGUAUUAGAUUUCCUCUUUUUGGAAUAAUUUAAAAAAUAAAGUUCAAAAUCUAGUUGAAGUUUAAAAUAAUAGUAAUAAAGAUAAAAGAAUAAUCUGCAUAUAAAAUUUUCUUUUAAAAGAACUGAAUUUAAAUCAUAAAGGAAAAGAUCAUUAAAUAGAGAAAUUAGUCUUUGUUCGAGAUUCUCAACUAAAUAUAGGAUCAAUAUAAUGUUAAGAUUGCUUUUAAUAAUAAGAAUAGAGUAAAGACUAUUAAUACUCUUUAGAUUUAUUAAAGAUUUUAGAAGAUGUUUACUAUUUUAUUGAUUAAGUUUCUACUUAUUUUUAAAAUGAUUAGUAAUUUUAAGAAGAGUAACCUUAUCAUUAACUUAAGAUAUUUAAGGUAAUGAAAGAAACAUUUGAUAUUAAAUCUAUAAAUAAAGACAUUAUUUGGAAGAUCAAUACUUGUAUUCUAGAAAUAGAAUCUCGGUUGUAUUUCAGCAUGGAGAAUACUUUAGAAUAUUUUGGAAAGAUUCAUUAUUAAAAUAUGAACAGAGUUUAGAUGAAUAGAUUUAUUUAGAAUAUUUAGAAUUAGCAAAAAUAAAUUAAUACUUACAGAUCUUAUAUUAAAUUAUUGCCAACAAUCAUUUCUAUAAGAAAAUUUCAUCCCUAAUCUGAAUAUAUUUAUUAAUAAACAGUUUCUUAUUAAUAUCUUGCUAUUUUGAUUAAUUAUUAAAUUAUAAUCUAUAACAUAAAAAGUGAAGUUAAAUUCAGUAAAGUUAAUGUGGAUUAUGAAAAUAACAAAAUUAUACUUUUUAAAUUUACUUAAGAUGAAAAAUAUUUGAUUUUUGCAUAUGAGAAACCAAAUCAUUUAAUAAUAUAUAAUAUGAAGGAUAAGAUAAUAUUAAAUAUACAAGAUUAAUAACCCUGUCUACAUAUGGCAUGCUAAGAAUAUAUUAAUUUGAACUACUUGAUUCUAUAUAAUCAAAAUUUAACUUUAAAAAAGUGUAUUUCCUUAGAAUAUCAAACUUCUAAUAAUUUUGAACUAAUAAAUAAAUUUUCUUUCCAAGAAAAAUAAAUCUAAACAUUCAUUUUUUAUGAUAAUUAGGAAAAAAAAUGGAAAUCCUUAAUAAGAAAUGACUAUGGAAGUAUUGCUACAAAAAAAAUUUAAAUAACUAAAAAAUUCAAACUUUAAUUAGUCUAAACAAAUAGAAUGAAUCGUCUUUAUUAUACUUUAAUUUCCAAUUAAAAAAAAAAAAUAAGAAAAGUUGCUACUUAAGAUUAAUAUUAAUUGAAUACUUACAUUUUAUCUAAAGAUGAGACCUUUAUAAUAUCUUCUUCAUUAUCUUUUUAUGAAAUUUCUACAGGAAAAAUUACCUUUUAGAUUAGACUAAACGAAAAUGAAGAGCUCUAAGAUGUACAAUUAGAAGAUGAUAAAGUAAAGAUUUUAACUUGGGAUAAUCUGUAUAUUUAUGAUCAAAUUAGUUAAAAAAAGACAAAUAGUUGA
Paramecium pentaurelia is the source of this 1485-nucleotide messenger RNA. The record is from the annotation of a GenBank genome assembly. Lineage: Eukaryota; Ciliophora; Oligohymenophorea; Peniculida; Parameciidae.